Molecule: messenger RNA, 2300 nt
Organism: Pistacia vera
Lineage: Eukaryota; Viridiplantae; Streptophyta; Magnoliopsida; Sapindales; Anacardiaceae
Product: cAMP-regulated phosphoprotein 21-like
Exons: 5
Coding region: 260-1858 (532 amino acids)
Molecular function (GO): nucleic acid binding
Source: RefSeq, a predicted model, not a curated record
GAAUGUAGAUAGAGAUAUCAUCUCGUCAAAUAUUACAAACACUUUCUCUCUCCUCUCCUCCCUCUCUCUCUAACGCCUCCUCAUGAUAUUCUUCUUCCACACGAAACGUCGUCGUAUGUUCCUUCCUCCUCUGCCACUUCCUCUUUCCCUUCCUCAUCAUCUCUCCCUACACUCGUUCCUUUAAUGAUCGAUUUCUUCUUCAGCUUCAAAACCCUAGAAUCUCUCUCCCCUCUCGCCCUCUCUCUCUAAUUCUCAAUUCAUGGAGGGCUCUGUGUCCGAUGAUCUCGGAGCACCGGAAUCAUGGGAGGUCGCCGAUUUGGACGCCACCAUGACCCGAUUGGGCCUCUCCUCUUCCUCUUCGAUCCUCGAUUCGAACUCCCGCCGUCAGCUCACUGAGUCCGGUUCGAAUUCGAAUUCCUUGGCGUCUUCUUCGUCACUUGAUAAAGUCUCCGACGACGUUCUUAAUCAAGUUGAUCAGUUCCUUCGCGAAGCCCUGCAAAACCCUCGCGAACGCCUUUCCAUUCUGCGGAUGGAGCAAGAUGUUGAAAAGUUCAUUCGCGAUCCUGCUCAACAGCAAUUAGAGUUUCAGCAGCUGCCUACUUCGUAUUUACGCUUGGCUGCUCACCGGGUGGCACAACAUUACUCAUUGCAGUCAAUGGUUUUGUUAGACAAUAAUUUACCUGAUGGUUCUGGUUCCAGAAUCAUUGUCCGAAAGACUUCUGAGUGUAGGCUUCCAGUGAUUCGCUUGGCAGACAUCCCUGUAAAUUUACCAUCAGAUGAAAGUGGUGGGGCUGUUAAGGUUGCAAUUAAACAAAGGCCACUAAAGAAAUCACAGACUGGCGGCAACUCAAAUUCAAAUUCGUUAAAGUCCAAUAGUUCAAAAAGUGUGGAGGAAAGAAAAGAAGAAUAUAAUAGGGCCCGUGCACGGAUAUUUAACUCUAAUAAUUUCAGUGGUGGUGAUAGUAGAAAACCUGAGAAUGAAACAAAGUUGCCUGAUGGUCCCUUGGGAAUGUCUAAGAUGGAAGAAAAAUCUGUUUCUGGAGCUUCUGAUAUAAGUUCUGGUAGAGGUUCGGUUGAUUCUUCUAUUGGUAGAGGUUCGGUUGAUUCUUCUACUGGUAGAGGUUCGGUUGAUUCUUCUGCUGGUAGAGGUUCGGUUGAUUCUUCUACUGGUAGAGGUUUGGUUGAUUCUUCUACUGGUAGAGGUUCGGUUGAUUCUUCUACUGGUAGAGGUUUGGUUGACUCUUCUACUGGUAGAGGUUUGGUUGACUCUUCUACUGGUAGAGGUUUGGUUGAUUCUUCUACAAGUAGCAGUAGACCAGCUAGAAGUAGGACAGAGAAAGAGCCAGUUGGUAGGUAUAAACCAAAUAAUAAUAGGGUGGCUAUCUUUCGGGAUCGUGAAAUUGACCGCAAGGACCCUGAUUAUGACAGAAGCUAUGACAGGUAUAUGCAAAGAUUUGAUCCUGGGUUUGGGUUCAAUAGUGCACCAUAUUCCAUACAGCCUAUGUACGCCCCUGCUUUGAACUAUAACACUGAGUUUCCUCAGCUUGGAUCUGCCCAUAGGCCUCAGAUUUCUACUGAGCACCAACCUCGUCCACUUCCUCAACAUCUUCCUGGGCCAUGGGCUGCAGCUUCAACACCUGCAGGACUUAGGUAUGGUCAUCCAGAAACAAUGAUGGCACCAUUUAGUCCAAAUCAUGUUGGUGCACACUCUGCAUCUGCCAUAUAUAUGCAUUCUUCACAGUAUCCUUGUCAACGCCCUGGAAUGCCUUUCAUCCAUCCUCAUGAACAUCUUCAUCAACCUUUUUCACAGUCUCAACAGCAACCUGAUGCAACUUUUGGAUUAGCCCGGCCCCGAUGAGGGGCUUGGGCCAUGCCUGCGCCCUGCCAACUGGUACUCGAGCUUGAAUUAUGAUGGGCUGACACUGGAAUAGGAUAUCCAAGUUGGCAGGAGUGCAGGCAUAGAGAGCCGAGGUGGACUGGGGUGGAAAUGUUUUUUAAUGGACUGCCACUGAUCCAUUCUGCCAUUCUCGGUUUCUCACAUGGAGGUCGCAUCCGUACUGAAGGAUGACAAAGCUCCAUGGCUUGAAAGAUCCAUUAUUUUGGAUGAUUAGUGAGCUCUAUUAUCUGCACCAAUGAUGGUGAAUGGAGCUAAGAUCAGUACUGUGGUAGCUUGUAACAUGUGCACUGAAUUGAAAUGAAGCAUUACGAGCAGCGAAAAAGAGAAUAUGGUUUAAGGAUUUUUGUGUGGGAGCUGGAAGUUGUAUUUGGGUUGUAGGAAGUUUGAUUUGGUGCCAUAUUCG